Messenger RNA from Dunckerocampus dactyliophorus (ringed pipefish), 3033 nucleotides. RefSeq names its product GRB2 related adaptor protein a (gene grapa). The transcript has 6 exons. The record is from RefSeq and is a predicted model, not a curated record. Gene Ontology annotation, molecular function: protein binding. Lineage: Eukaryota; Metazoa; Chordata; Actinopteri; Syngnathiformes; Syngnathidae. The coding region runs from base 211 to 936 and encodes 241 amino acids.
GCUGAGCAGCAGCCAGUUGUGGUUUUCCUCCCUCUGAGCUCUCACUCUUUCACCAGGCUCCCUAUCCUCUUUCUAUCUUUCAGAUCAUCCUUUUUAAGUUUCUCUUUUUAAAUCCCCAUUCAUUCUGGAACAUUAGUGGAAGUAUUUGAGAGUGUGUGUGUGUGUGUGUGUGUGUGAGAGUGUGUAAGUGUGCACUGGGGGGUUUUCAGCAUGGAAGCAGUGGCGCUAUACACGUUUCGUGCCACUGAGGGUGACGAACUCAGUUUCAACAAAGGAGAUUUACUCAAGUGUGUGGCCCUCGGCGGACACCCCUGCUGUCGAGCUAAAGGCUCUGAUUCCAUUUGUUCGUUGACGACAGAUACAAUCACCAACAUGGAGGAUGAUCCCAACUGGUACACAGCUGAGCUCCACAACAGAAAAGGCUUCGUGCCCAAAAACUACAUCAACCUGCGGCCACAUGCGUGGUUUGCCGGUCGUAUAUCUCGUGGCGUGUCGGAAAGUCGACUGAGACACAGGGAAUGUGGAGCGUUUUUGGUCCGAGAGAGCGAGAGUGCUCCUGGGGAAUUUUCUAUGUCAGUCAGUUAUGGGGACCACGUCCAGCACUUCAAGGUGCUGCAGGAUCGCUGCAGUCAGUACUACGUGUGGGACGAGCUCUUCUCCUCCCUGAACGAGCUGGUGGAGUUCUACCAUAGCAACAGCAUCGCUAAGGAGAGGACCGUCUUUCUGCGAGACCCAGAACACUUUGCAAGACGUCCUCACCACGCCCACGCUCUCUUCGACUUCAACCCUCACCACCCCUCUCAGCUACGUUUCCUGCGGGGUGACGUCAUCGAGCUCAUUGACUGCUCCGACUCACUGCGCUGGAGGGGCCGUUGCCAUGGACACGUGGGCUACUUCCCGCCGGAGUAUGUCCAGCCUGUUUACCACUGCCAGUGAACCCACACUCAUCAGCGGGCCCCUUCCUCCCACCGCGCCUCCGCUCUUGGCUACCAAGUCAUCUCUGGAACAGAUGGCUGACAUGCCGAUUGACGUGCGAUGCAAUCACUAACAAACAUGCUGUACUUCUUCCUGUUUACCACUUCCUGAGAGAAACCUCUGACAGGCCACUCCAUCCCACAUCCUUUAAACAUGUAGAAAUAUUACAGGUGGAAAAAUACUGAUCAACGUCGGUACAGACUCAAGAAAAUGAUGAUGCAACACACACAACCUACGGAUGAAUCAACCCACCCCCUCGCAAAUUCGCUGUGCCAAGUUGACAGACACAAGUGGCAUUGUGUCGUGAAUAUUUGGACCAGGCGGCCUGAAAAUAGACUGACACAGCAGAUUCAUCCCUGUGGACUACAAUGUGGGUUUCUGUGUAUAUUUAGCGUGCACUAAUGAGAAUUUGUAUGCUUGCAUCUGUGUGGAAGUGUUGAGUGUGAUGACAUGUAAACAACCCUUUACUCUGUGGACCCAUCAAGGGGGCCACUGCCUGUUCUCGCAGAUAUUUAGCAGGAUUUUGUACAAAUAGUACUCAUGGCUCUAAACAUGACAAAAUAAUGACCACAUUUGCAGCACGGCAUAUCCACCAUGGGUGCAGUGGCGCUGAAAUUGCUUUAAAAAUUUAUAUCAUGCUUCGAGUCAUGUACAUUUUCUUUCUAAAAAAAACAGUGGAACCUCGGUUGGCGUACACCAGCUAGCGUGUUUUCCGGUUAACAUUUAAGUUACACCAAAAUUUUGGUUUGCGUGAGCGUACAAUAUGGCACACGUCUUGUCGUGUUAUUAAUACACUGCGUGAGUAACUGUGUUCUUAAUGUAUUUUUAUGACAAAAUGUCCAUGUUAGCAGCCUAUUUGCUUGCUAAUACAUGGAAAUAGGAAGCGGAAGUCAUCUUUGUCGCCCGUCUAUGAUGUCAUCAGUGGUUGACUAUGUAAUUCUUUGCUGCUUAAAGCCUAUGUCACAACUGGACGUACGCUUUUUUGGCUGUGUGAUUUUUGCCGUUCCCCAAAUCGCUGUGUUUUUUUUGUUCGUGGAGAACGUAGUUGUGCUGACCAUGAAGGAGUAAGGUCUCGACACGCAUGGAGGACGUACGAAAUAUCUGAACGUGUGUUGGCCGCACUAAUUACGUAUGUGUGAUGUACGAAUUACGCAUGUGGGAUGGCGUGCGGGGCGCGACACUCACAGGAGUCCGCAAGUAUGAAAAAAUUGAAAUUUUGCCCAAACCUGACACCAGCAAAACGUACGAAAGACACACGCUGGCCAUACGGACGUAGUGUUUCUCACAUUCUUUAUCAAAAUACAGGCUCCUGCAACUUUCUUUGGGUCUAUUUUGGUUUAUCUUGCAGCUGUGAUCAAAAGAAAAGCAGUGGCUUGAGGGAAACACAAAACACACAGAAUUCAAGACAUACUGUAACUCAUGACAAAAUAGGAAGGUGGUGACCUUGUUGAUCUCGCUGCCACAUCGUGUCUUUGGCAACAAUCACGUCUUCAAUGAAGGUAAAAGUAACCCUUUCAUUCAUAAUUUAUAUGUAUUUAUAUGCAUUUGGAAUUGUUUUCUGCAUAUAAAACUAUAGUUCUAAAACUAUAAAAACAUGUUUUGUGUUAACAUUUUUGGCUUUCUAGAAUGGAUUACUGCAGUUGGAUUGAUAUUAUUUCUUGCGGGAAAAAUUCAUUACAUUCAUUACAAUUCAGUACAUUUCGGUUAGAGUCGGACCUUCUUGAACGGAUUAAUGACGCAAACCAAGGUUCUCACUGUCCUUGCAAGAACACACUGCAUUGUGUUUCAGCUAACAGUGGAUAGGACACUGGGGGGAAAAAACUCCACUUUGCUUCGCAAAUACACAGUUUAAACUGUAAAUCAGACAUUAAAAUCAACAAUAUUUAAGUGUUUAUUUGUAUGUAAUCUUCUAUUUUAAAUAUAAGAACUAGAAAUAGAAUAUGAUUGACUAUAUAAAGGUGUUUCUGUUGCAAUAGUUAGAGGACUCCACAGCUGCAGUAUUUAAAGACACCUGUAUUUACAAGUCAUUGAAAUAAAGUGAGCAAGUUUCUGUUUUCA